AUGUUCUCGCAUUUCACGAAGGCGCAGUUGCCAGGAUCACAGCAAAGCCUCAGCAGGAAGUCGCCAAUGCCGACCCUUGCCAGCCCAGCAAAUGCUGACAGCGCACUUGAAGUCCUUGGAACUAGGAUCGACGCUGCAGCAGAAGAAGCCCUUUAUGCAUCGGAGAGAGACAGCCCAACGGUCGAGCAACCUUUGCUUGCACAAGACGAUGGCCGAAGCCAGAGGUAUGGGUCAUCAGACCUGGGGAGCACGGCAUCGUCAGUGUCAGAUACGAAGUCCGGCGAUUCUGGCGUUGAAAACCACGAAUACCUUACCGGCGGUCAGCUAGUCGCCGCCAUGUGCGGGAUUGGCUGUGUCUUCUUCAUCGUGCUUUUAGACUUCAGCAUCCUCUCUACGGCCAUCCCAUACAUUACGAGCGAGUUUCACAGUUUGCAGGAGUAA
Fulvia fulva is the source of this 441-nucleotide messenger RNA. RefSeq lists its product as uncharacterized. The record is from RefSeq and is a predicted model, not a curated record. The coding region runs from base 1 to 441 and encodes 146 amino acids. NCBI's taxonomy places the organism in Eukaryota, Fungi, Ascomycota, Dothideomycetes, Mycosphaerellales, Mycosphaerellaceae. The transcript is spliced from 2 exons.